GAAUCAAACCUGUAAUACUACACCGCUUUUCAAAUUAUUUCAGGCGCAUCGAACACCAAAGGGGACCAGCGCUGCCUGCCGCCAAAAUUCAAGUUCACUGAACACAGGAAGAGUAAGGGAACAGUGGCGUUUUGUUAUUGUGUGAGGUAAUCGAGAGCUGAAACAAGGCUUCGGGAGGUGACACUAGAAUACAACUUUCCUGUAGCUGCGGAUGAAGUUCAUCGGGGAGUUGAAUUUGUAAAACGUUGAAACGAAGAUGUACAUCAAAUCUAUCAUCUUAGAAGGCUUCAAAUCCUACGCCCAGAGAACGGAGAUCAAUGGCUUUGACCCGUUGUUCAACGCUAUCACCGGUCUGAACGGCAGUGGCAAGUCCAAUAUCCUGGACUCCAUCUGUUUCCUGCUCGGGAUUUCCAACCUGACUCAGGUGCGAGCGUCCAAUCUUCAGGAUCUGGUCUACAAAAACGGUCAAGCUGGGAUCACUAAGGCCUCUGUUUCCAUUACGUUUGACAACUCUGACAAGAAGCAAAGUCCCCUUGGGUUUGAGACCCACGACGAAAUCACUGUUACGCGUCAGGUGGUCAUUGGUGGGAGAAACAAAUACCUCAUAAAUGGGGUAAAUGCCAACAACAACCGGGUACAAGACUUGUUCUGCUCCGUUGGGCUCAAUGUCAACAAUCCUCAUUUUCUGAUUAUGCAGGGCAGAAUUACGAAAGUUUUGAACAUGAAACCCCAGGAGAUCCUGGCAAUGAUUGAAGAAGCAGCAGGCACCAGGAUGUAUGAGAUCAAAAAGAUGGGUGCGCAGAAAACUAUUGAAAAGAAGGAGGGCAAGCUAAAAGAGAUCCAGACGGUGUUAAGAGAAGAGAUCACACCAACUCUAGAGAAGCUGAAGGAGGAACGAUCAUCGUACUUUGAGUAUCAGAAGGUGUUGAAGGAAAUGGAGCAUCUUACUCGCCUGUAUGUGGCCUAUCAAUUUGUGUGCGCCGAGGAAACCAAAGCAAAGUCGGCUGCAGAGCUGAAGGUGCUGGAGGAUGGCACAGUCAAGCUGCGGGAGAAGAUGGCAGACAAUGAGAAGAAAGUGAAGGAGCUCUCUCAGGAAAUUGCUCGGCUGGAGGACAAGAGAGACCAGGACGUGGGUGGCGUGCUGAAGUCCCUGCAGGACGCCCUGUCUGAGGUUCAGAGAGUGGAUGCCAAAACCCAGAGUGCUUUGGAUCUGAAGAAACAGAACCUUAAGGGGGAGGAGAAGAGACGCAAAGAACUGGUGAAAAGCAUGGAAGAGGAUCAAAAGGUCUUGGCGGCAAAGGAGAGCGAGGCGAGGAAGAUCACCGAGAAGCUCCGUGCCAUCCAGGAGGAGGGCCGGAAGGACGCGGAGGCCCUCGCCGCCGCCCAGCAGCACUUCAACGCCGUGUCCGCCGGCCUGUCCGGCAGCGAGGACGGGGCGGCGGCCACGCUGGCGGGGCAGAUGAUGACCUGCAAAAACGACAUGAGCAAAGCCGACACCGAGGCCAAACAGGCACAGAUGAAGCUUAAACAUGCCCAGCAAGAGCUGAAGACUAAACAAGCAGAAGCUAAAAAGAUGGAUAGCGGAUAUAAAAAGGACCAGGAUGCUUUUGAGGCUGUGAAGAAAAACAAAGAAAAACUGGAAGCUGAGUUGAAGAAGCUGAACUAUGAAGAUGGAAAGGAGGAGAAAGUGAUAGAAAAGAAGAGGCAGCUGUCUCGCGAGGUUAAUCAGCUGAGGGAGACCUAUGAAUCACUGAUGGCCAAGUUUCCCAAUCUAAGAUUUGAAUACACAAAUCCUGAGAAGAACUGGGACAGUAACCGAGUGAAAGGGCUUGUUGCCAAUCUGAUCACAGUCAGACAUCCCUCGAAUGCCACAGCACUGGAGGUUGUUGCUGGGGGGCGCCUUUAUAACGUGGUUGUGGAUACUGAGGUGACUGGCAAAAAGUUACUGGAGAAAGGUGAACUCAGGCGAAGGUACACCAUCAUCCCGUUGAAUAAGAUCUCAGCCAAGUGUCUGAAUGAUGGUGUUGUAAAGAUGGCCAAGAGCUUGGUUGGAAAUGACAAUGUUCACACUGCUCUAUCCCUGGUGGGGUAUGAAUCGGAGCUUCAGAAAGCGAUGGAAUACGUCUUCGGAACAACACUGGUUUGUGAUUGUCUGGACAAUGCCAAGAAAGUGACUUUUGAUAAAAGAGUCAUGACAAAAACGGUCACUCUUGGUGGGGACGUCUUUGAUCCCCAGGGAACUCUGAGUGGAGGAGCCCGAGCUCAAAUGGCUUCAGUGCUGUCCAACCUGCAGGAGCUGAAAGACGUUCAAGAUGGGCUCGUGGCAAAAGAAGCAGAACUGCAGGCUGUUGAGAAAGAGCUGAGCAGCCUGAAAGGCACUGCUGAAAAGUACCGACAGCUCCGACAACAACUGGAUAUGAAGUGUGAGGAGUUAGAAAUUUUGCAGACUAAACUUCAGCAGAGCAGCCACCACAAGCAGCAGGAGGAGCUGGAAGCACUUAGAAAGAUUAUUGAGGAGAGUGAAGAGACCCUCAGAAAGACAAAGGAGAUCCACAAGAAUGCGGAGGAGAAGUACAAAGUUUUGGAAAACAAGAUGAAAAACGCAGAGGCAGAGCGGGAGAAGGAACUCAAGGAGGCACAGCAGAAACUCAAUGUGGCCAAGAACAAAGCUGAUGCCUUCAGCAAGAAGCUGAAAGAAAAGCAACAGGAAGCUGAUGCUUUGGUUCUGGAGCUGGAAGAGCUGAAGAGGGAGCAGGCUGGCUAUCAGCAGCAAAUCGAAGCUGUGGACGAGGCGAUAAAGGCCAUUCAGGAGCAGGUCGACAGCAUGGCUUCUGACGUGGCCAGUAACAAGCAAGCAGUGAAGAAGGCCCAGGAAGAUGUCGCCAAGCAGAAGGAGAUCAUUUCGGUUCAAGACAAGGAAAUUAAAGGCAAGUCCGACGUGGUGUCCAAACUGGGAGAAGAGAACAACGACGCUCAGCUUAAGCUCAAGGAGCUGGAGCAUAGCAUCAGCAAGCACAAGACGGACAGUGCUGAAGCUGCAGAGAGGGUAGCAAGAAUGCUAGCUGAGAAUGAGUGGAUCUCAGCGGAGAAGCACUUCUUUGGGCAGCCCAACACCACCUACGAUUUCAAAGCAAACAACCCCAAGGAGGCUGGCCAGCGACUUAAGAAACUCCAAGACACGAAGGACAAGCUGGAGAGAAAUGUUAAUAUGAGGGCAAUGAAUAUGCUUAGUCAGGUGGAGGAGAAGUACAAUGAGUUGAUGAGGAAGAAAAGAAUUGUUGAAAAUGACAAAUCCAAAAUUCUUCAGACUAUAGUAGAGCUGGACCAGAAAAAGAAUGAAGCUCUGAAUGUUGCAUGGCAAAAGGUCAACAAAGACUUCGGCUCGAUUUUCUCCACCCUGCUCCCAGGGGCGGACGCCAAGUUAGCUCCUCCGGAGGGCUGUGGCGUUCUUGACGGCCUGGAGUUUAAAGUCGCCCUUGGAAGCACGUGGAAGGAGCAUCUGACGGAGCUGAGUGGGGGGCAAAGGUCUCUGGUGGCCUUGUCGCUGAUUUUGGCCAUGCUCCUGUUCAAACCAGCACCCAUAUACAUCUUAGAUGAGGUGGACGCGGCCUUGGACCUCUCCCACACUCAGAACAUCGGACAGAUGCUGCGCACUCACUUCACUCAUUCACAGUUUAUUGUGGUUUCCCUGAAGGAUGGCAUGUUCACCAACGCAAAUGUCCUGUUCAAGACCAAGUUUGUGGAUGGAAUUUCGACCGUGGCCAGGUUCACCAACAGCCAACACAGUGCAAGUGUUGCUGGCCACAACAGAGUGGACAAGGCAAAAUCAAAGGACAAAAGGCAAAGAACACUGAUUGAAAACUGAACUGUAUCUUGGGCACCUGCCCGUGCUGAAAGAUUAUUUUCAUCUUAUUUUACAGAAGUACACCUGUGUCUUUGUCAAAUGUUUUCUGAAGUUUGCUCUUCAUUUAAUGGCACCUUCCUUCCCAUAUAUUUUUUUAAUUUGUGGAUUUUAAGGACUUUAGAUGCAUAAACCACAUGUAUAGAGUGAAUGCAGUGUUUUCUAAUUGUCAAUAUGUCUGUGUGUUUUAAGAUGGUUAGCACAACCCCCUUAAUCAUAGUCUGAGAGAUGUCUUGAAGUUCAGUUAAGUCAUUCCAGUAUCGAGACUGGGUGAGUGCAAAAUUAUUAUUUUUUUAAUUUGGAGACACCACUUUUAUCAUUAUAUACCUAUGUGGACCGCUCCACCGUACUUGAUAGGAGAGUGAGUGCUGAUUGGAGGAAUACCAUGUCUCUUGCUGAUGUCUGCAAAUCUGCAGGUGGACUGGAUCACAGAGUUGAACCUAUGCUCUGAGGUGGAGCCUUUGUUAAUUGUGUCUUACCUGACCCAUAACUUCAGUUAACACAAAUUUGAGCUAGU
Messenger RNA from Lepisosteus oculatus (spotted gar), 4418 nucleotides. It is a transcript of the gene smc2, whose product is annotated as structural maintenance of chromosomes 2. Lineage: Eukaryota; Metazoa; Chordata; Actinopteri; Semionotiformes; Lepisosteidae. Gene Ontology annotation, biological process: chromosome organization. The record is from RefSeq and is a predicted model, not a curated record. Gene Ontology annotation, cellular component: chromosome. Gene Ontology annotation, molecular function: ATP binding; protein binding; ATP hydrolysis activity.